AGCGGUAAAGUCUUGGCACGUGUAAACAAACAGUUUAGGUUAUGCAUAUCGUUUCAAUCGUGCUUUUCACGCGAGUAUAAAACCAUAAAAAUGGAUACAAAAGACGAAAAUGAGACGGAAAAAGGUGACCAAGAAGAAGAAAAAGAUUCGCAACAAGAGACAAUUAACGUCAUCACCUGUAACGAGGAUUUAAGUCCUUUAUUUGAACAAAGCGAUCACAGCAUCAAUAAGAUUCACUUUUCGGAGGUUCCACAAAUCUGUAGGGACGAGCCAUGCCAGCUUGGGGUGGACGAGGCAGGUCGCGGUCCGGUUCUAGGUCCAAUGGUUUACGGGAUCUCGUAUUCUCCCCUGUCGCGUAAGCAGUUGCUGGUCGAUCUGGGGUGCGCCGAUUCCAAAAGUCUAACGGAAAAGAAGCGCGACGAGAUAUUCGAUGACAUCUGCAAGAAUGAGGACAGUAUAGGCUGGGCGAUCGAGGCGAUAUCGCCGAACGUUAUCGCCAACAGCAUGUAUCGUCGUACCAAAGUCUCCCUCAACGAGGUCUCCAUGCUCUCGGCCAUCAGACUGAUCGAGAGAGCGAUCGAGGCUGGUGCAAACGUCGCCGAGAUCUACGUGGACACGGUCGGCAAACCGGAGUCUUACCAGGCCCGACUGAAAGGCGUGUUUCCCGGGCUGAAGAUAGUCGUGGCGAAGAAAGCGGACGCAACCUAUCCGAUCGUCAGCGCGGCCAGCAUAUGUGCCAAGGUGUCGCGAGAUCAUGCGAUACGAGCGUGGAGGUUCCGCGAGGGUGACUCCAUCGGGACCGAAUACGGUAGUGGCUAUCCGACCGAUCCGGUCACCAAAAAGUGGCUGUCCGCGAACGUGGAUGAGGUGUUCGGCUUUCCGCAGCUCGUUCGAUUCAGCUGGUCCACCGCGGAGCAGAUUCUCGAGUCGAAAGCGCUGGCGGUGGAAUGGGAGGAGACCGAGGAAACGGAGAUGCCCAAUGAGCAGAAGAUUUCCAUUUUUGCCAAGUCUCCGACUAAAUCGUCUAACGUUCAUACGAAAAAACACCCCUUCUUUAUGGAACGCUGUCUGUCGAACGCGAGUGUCUUAUGAUCAUUGAAAAAAAUAUGUUAACUUUUUCACUAAACCUUUUAUUAAAUUACUGUUUUAUUAAUUGGACAUAUAUUAGUAUUUAAGUCAUAUAUACGUUUGUUAGAUUUGUUAUGAUCAAUUUAAAUGCUCUCUUUUAUACGUUCAAUUAAUA
Nylanderia fulva is the source of this 1243-nucleotide messenger RNA. Its product is annotated as ribonuclease H2 subunit A. Gene Ontology annotation, molecular function: RNA binding; RNA-DNA hybrid ribonuclease activity. The record is from RefSeq and is a predicted model, not a curated record. Gene Ontology annotation, biological process: DNA replication, removal of RNA primer; mismatch repair. NCBI's taxonomy places the organism in Eukaryota, Metazoa, Arthropoda, Insecta, Hymenoptera, Formicidae. Gene Ontology annotation, cellular component: ribonuclease H2 complex.